Molecule: messenger RNA, 354 nt
Organism: Prorocentrum cordatum
Lineage: Eukaryota; Dinophyceae; Prorocentrales; Prorocentraceae
Source: the annotation of a GenBank genome assembly
AUGACAAGGUCAUGGUUGAGUGCCCAGCCCGGGAGAGCUCUUUAUUUUUCUUUGGGUGAAGAGGGGCUAGCAGGCUGCUGCUUCGGGCGAGGAGCUGUGGGGGCAGUAUGCAAGGGCGCCAGCCGCGAGUCUUUACUUGGGAGCUGGAAGCUGUUGGGCUCGAGCUCCAGAGGUGCCUUGCCAACCUUGGGGAUAGCUCCCGCGAGCUCUGCCGAUGUCGUCGACGACGUCAUCGUGACCAUUGCUGCCUGGGUUUCCAGUGUACGCGUCACAUUUUUCGCCCGAGUUUCUGGGCACUUCAUGUGGCUAUUCUUGCAAGUGCUAAUCUCGACGUGUCGAGCUCUACUGUACUAG